This is a messenger RNA of Guillardia theta CCMP2712, 651 nucleotides long. RefSeq lists its product as hypothetical. Bases 1 to 651 code for a protein of 216 amino acids. The transcript has 8 exons. Lineage: Eukaryota; Cryptophyceae; Pyrenomonadales; Geminigeraceae. The record is from RefSeq and is a predicted model, not a curated record.
AUGGAACAACGUGUCGCUCUUAUCUUGUUGGUUUGCUGCUUGCAUGCGGCUUCUGCGUUCAACAAGCCAUCUUUGUUCCUUGCGGAUCUUCGCAUCGUUACCAAGGGAUGGACAGGAGAAGAAGCUAAGGACACGCUGGCCUUCACUGCUCCUUCGCUGAAUGUCGGAAAGAUUUUCGGGCAGAGGCUUCCUAUGAAGGAGGAGGAGGAAAACUCCUGCAAGAUCCGCAAUGCCUGUAGCCAGCAGCAGCUGCGCAAGCCAACGAGGAAGGCCGCGCCUAUCUCUCCUGUGAUGAUGGGAAGGGCUGCAGCGGUGAGAGCCAACAAGAAGGGAAAGACAGACGCUGCCAAGGCCAAGCUCUACUCCAGGUAUGGCAAGAUGGUGACCAUGUGCGUCAAGGCCGGAGGGCCUGACCCUGUUGCCAACGUGCAGCUAGCCAAGGUGUUGGAUCAAGCCAAGAAUGCAGGAGUUCCUAAGACCAAUAUGGACAAUGCCAUCAAGAAGGCUUCCUCCAAGGACCAGGCUGACUACAAGGAGAGCUCAAUGGAGGUCUACGCACAUGGCGGCGUCGGUUUCGUCAUCGACAUUCUGACCGACAACAACAACAGGCAAGAGGAGAAGGAGCAGGAGCAGGAGCCGAGCGAGGAGUAA